Molecule: messenger RNA, 3357 nt
Organism: Gallus gallus (chicken)
Lineage: Eukaryota; Metazoa; Chordata; Aves; Galliformes; Phasianidae
Gene: GRB2
Product: growth factor receptor bound protein 2
Exons: 7
Coding region: 582-1301 (239 amino acids)
Molecular function (GO): protein binding
Source: RefSeq, a predicted model, not a curated record
GGUGAGAUCAGAGUGGCGCGCGAAGCCAAGUGGACGCUCUGGCGGCGGGUCGCCCUGAGGAGCGACGGCUCAGCCCCGAGCGCGGGGCUUCCUUAGCGGGACAGCGGCCCGUCUGUCCCCGUGAGUGUCGGAGGGGGGGGGGGGGUGCUGAUUUACCGCUGCAGAAGCUGCUUUUGUCGUAAGGCGACGGACCGAAUGGAAGUGUCGAAGGGGCCGUGAGGUGAAUGUCGGUGCGCGGGAAGCCGUGGGGCAGCGAGCGCACGGGCGCGUGGAGCCGGUAACCUGAGGAGAAAUCUGAACCGCUGCACAAUCUGGAAUGCAAAUCGGGUGUGAGGUAGAGACGGCUCAUUCUGCCUCUGCCUGCAGAGGUUUGGCUUCUGUCUUCUGAAUUCACGGUGGAGCGGCUAAGCUGGAAAGGGCGGAUCGUCCCCUGGCCUCCCCUGUAUGUGAGAGACGGGGCCGGCGCCUCGAACGGAGCCGGACCGCGGGAGGGCUGAGCCGGGAGCCGCCGCGGGAGGAAAGGAGGCUGCGGGGAGUGCUUCCUUCCCACUGCCCGCACCGCCUGGCGCGGCAGCCCCAGCAUGGAAGCCAUCGCCAAAUACGACUUCAAAGCUACAGCAGAUGACGAGCUGAGCUUCAAACGGGGGGAUAUACUUAAGAAUCGGAUUCCAACUAAGCAAGGGGAGACAAGGAACACAAUCUGUUUGUAUACAACUGAGCCUAACGUUUUGAAUGAAGAAUGUGAUCAGAAUUGGUACAAGGCAGAACUCAAUGGAAAAGAUGGCUUCAUUCCCAAGAACUAUAUAGAAAUGAAACCACAUCCGUGGUUUUUUGGAAAGAUUCCCCGAGCAAAGGCUGAAGAGAUGUUAGGCAAACAGAGACACGAUGGUGCCUUCCUUAUCAGGGAGAGUGAGAGUGCUCCUGGGGACUUCUCCCUCUCAGUCAAGUUUGGAAAUGAUGUGCAGCACUUCAAGGUGCUUAGAGAUGGGGCUGGCAAGUAUUUCCUCUGGGUGGUGAAGUUCAAUUCUUUGAACGAGCUGGUAGAUUAUCACAGAUCCACAUCUGUCUCCAGGAACCAGCAAAUAUUUCUACGGGAUAUCGAACAGGUGCCACAGCAACCAACCUAUGUUCAGGCUCUGUUUGAUUUCGAUCCCCAGGAGGAAGGAGAGCUGGGUUUCCGCCGUGGAGACUUUAUCCAAGUCCUUGACAAUUCUGACCCCAACUGGUGGAAGGGAGCCUGCCACGGACAGACGGGCAUGUUUCCACGCAACUAUGUGACCCCAGUGAACCGGAACAUCUAGAGAUAAAUAUUAGAGAUUAUUUAAAGAAACAAGAGAAACAAGAAAUACACAUACAGAGCCUAACUGCAGCCAGUGACCUAAAAUCACACGGUGAUAAAACCUGAGUCACCUUUCACCACGAGGUGAUCCUCCUUCACAGUGUGGAACUUCAGGGGCUGAAGGGGUUUGGGGAGGGGGGGGGGGGGGAGGGGAAGAGUUCAACUUACACACCAAAACUUAUCAUUAAAAAAGAAAAAAAAAACAAAUAACGAAUUUCCUCAGCUGCUCCUGGGUUACUCCCUUUCGUUUACUUAUUGUUUUCACCCUCCUCCUCUGUCCAGGCAUGAAGUUUUAAUGCCAUUUAAAAUUGUAGCCAUGCAGUUAAAGGAAAAGGGAGAAACUCUGCUGGUAUUUUCUCUCUGCAAAUGGUUCAUUUGACAUGAAGGGACAUGAGAGAAGAACCAAAUACACAGUCCUGCCUUUAAAAGAAAGUCUGUUCUUGCCUUCAGCAUUCAGCUGCUCUUGCCUGGGAAAGAUGAGGUAUUGCUCUAAUUUUGUCUCUUCUCCUUUGUCACUUUUCUUCUGAAGCUCGGCAGCUUCCAAGCUGAGGAAGGGAGAAGAAUUGUGAUUUUUCUUUUUUUUUGUUUGAGUCACAGAGUUGCUUUCAGAAACUCCAAAUUACAACUGAAGUCUGUUAUUGCUGUGCUGACAGCCUUUUUGUUUUUUUUCUUAACUGUGUACGGUUGAGCACAUUCUGUAAUUUUUUCCAUAGUGCCUUUCCCUUAUUUCUUUUUUUAAUUAUUUUUUAAGUUAAAAGGACAGUCCAGAGCUUUUCAGAGGGCUUUUUUCUGCCUACAUGUAAAUAAAUACUUUUGGGUGAAAGGUGUAAAGGAGGGUGGCUUUAUCAAUAGAUAUCUGAAAAAAAAAAAAAAUCUACAGAGGUGGGGCUUUGUUCUGAGGAUUUGACUUGUUCUUUGACUUCCCUUGUUACAGGAAAAAAAAAAAAAAAAGCAUUCCUUGGCAGCUUAGGCUGCUCAAACAUGGGAAGCUGAAACCAGAAGCCUUGAAAGAUUUAAGAUAAAGGGGAAAGGUAUGACCAGGGAAAAUGAGGAAGAAUAUUUGGGGGAGGGAGGGUUAAGUGGGGAAUUUGAGAAAGAGUAGCCCUGAGAUGUCCUACAAAAUGUACAUUCCGUUGAUGGAAAAUUUUAAUGCAGAAAAACCUCAAGAAACAGUGCUUGAAAACAUUUUAUGCUAUUAGUGAAUGUUUCUAUGUGAUGCAUGUAAUCAGCCUGUCUCUUUUGCCUGGAUAGGGAGUAUUUGCAGUCGUGUUGCUCUUGAAAAGUGGGGUUGGCAUCACUGUUCUCCAGUUUCUCCUUCCCUCUUCAGGUCAGUGUUACUUUUAGACUCCCCAUUCGCAGCAGGCUGUGUGAUGACUAUAAUCCCCACCUCUUCUCAUAAUGGCCUUCAUUGUGGCCAUUUCCUCUUCCACCAGAGCAGUGUGACAUUGAAUUGGAUAGAAAGAAAUCAAACUGCAUUACUCCCUGUGCCAAUCUUCAGUUGUGUUGUUUCUCCUUUUGAGAGCCGUUUGGCUGGAUCCCUUCACUCCAACAAUGAAUCCAGAAACUGCAGUGGAGAGCUCCUCCUGCCCUGCCUAAGUACAGGCAGUCUUUUGUUGGAGGGUGCCUUUUUUGUACUAAAUGUUACAAAUGUUUUAUUCCUGAGACAAACUCUGCCUUAUACUUUAAUUUUCCAGCAGAUGAAAGAGAGAGCUAUCCUGUAGAGCAUUACUUUCUCCCCCUCUCCUUGCUAGUUGUCACUCACUUUCUUCCUUCUUUGUAAAGUGAUUGGAAAAAAGAAUCUAUGGCAUUCUACACCUGGACCAUUUGAUUGUUUCCUUAUUUUGGAAUUGGUGUAUAUCAUGCAACCUUGCAGACUUAUGUCUUGUGUGUGUAUAUAUAUUAAAAAAAAAAAUCAGUGUUUAAAUAAAAAAGGCCUAUGUACUUAAUCCUUUAACUCUGCAGCAGCAUUUGGUAGAUAGUAAUUAACUGUGAAUAAUAAAUAUACAUUGAAUUCUUCA